Oncorhynchus tshawytscha (Chinook salmon) is the source of this 4535-nucleotide messenger RNA. Its product is annotated as disks large homolog 3. NCBI's taxonomy places the organism in Eukaryota, Metazoa, Chordata, Actinopteri, Salmoniformes, Salmonidae. Gene Ontology annotation, molecular function: kinase binding. Gene Ontology annotation, biological process: chemical synaptic transmission. The transcript has 21 exons. The coding region runs from base 495 to 3107 and encodes 870 amino acids. The record is from RefSeq and is a predicted model, not a curated record. Gene Ontology annotation, cellular component: neuron projection; postsynaptic density membrane; neuromuscular junction.
UGUGCUUGUCUGUUUAUACUAAUAUUUUUAUAUGUAUUUGUGUGUGUGUGUGUGUGUAAAUAUAUAUAAACAAAUUAAUAUAUCUAUGAAUUUAUAUACAUAUCACUGUGAAACAAGAGCGGCGAGAGGAAAAUGUACCAUCGGGGCUGGUCUCUGAUUGUGUGAUCGUAUACAAUAUUUUCAAUAUUCUUUUCUUUUAUCUUCUACGUCAAGAGGAAGGAAGGCUACGUACUCAUUUUUUGUUUUCCUGUUGCUACUUCCACCUCCUCUUUUUUUUUGUCAUCUGAGGGGAAUGAAGAGAGGAGAGUAACAGGAUUUGGAGAAAAGGGGAAAAUCUGUCGAAUUGCUGUGAUUAGUGUUAUUUUCGUCGGUAUUAGUGCUCUGCGAGCCGAUCGCAGCGUGCUGCGUGUGAUCUGAGGAGGCAGCAGAGAGAAAGUGCCACACCACGCCGCUCAGCGCCAGCCCAGCGCCAGCCCAGCUCCAGCCCAGCCAGCAUGCACAAACACCACCACUGCUGCAAGUGCCCAGAAUGUUACGAGGUGACCCGCAUGGCCGCCCUGCGCAGGAUGGACGCCCCUCAGUACCAAGAAUGGCAGGCCGAGCCCUAUGGAUACCCGGCCGGGUACGGGCCCGGAGGCGGGCAGACCUUACCCCAGCCUCCAGUCUCAGGGGGAGGAGGAGGAGGAGGAGGCAUGGGAGGAGGAGGGGGCACUCUGGGGAGAAGUAAGGGCAAGAUGACGUCUGCCGGGGGUCCCGGAGGCCCAAACCCCAAGGGCCAAUCCAAGGGCGGCACCAAGGUGAAUGGCAACAAUUCUGGUGGUCAAGCAGGUUGGUGGCCGGAGUGCACCUGUUCCAACCGGGAGUGGUACGACCAGGCGAACCCUCCCCCUGUCAUCGUCAACGCAGACUCAUUGGAUGCAGGCCCUUACGUAAAUGGCAGUGAUGGGAUGUAUAAAUAUGACGAGAUCAUCUUGGAAAGGGGUAACUCUGGCCUGGGCUUCAGCAUCGCUGGGGGGAUGGACAAUCCACACAUCCCAGAUGACCCAGGGAUCUUCAUCACCAAGAUCAUCCCUGGAGGAGCUGCAGCUAUGGACGGCAGGCUGGGGGUGAAUGACUGUGUGCUGCGUGUGAACGAGGUGGAUGUCUCUGAGGUAGUCCACAGCCGGGCGGUGGAGGCCCUGAAAGAGGCUGGCCCUGUGGUCAGGCUGCUGGUCAGGAGAAGACAGGCCCCUCCUGAGACCAUCCUGGAGAUCAACCUGCUCAAGGGGCCCAAAGGCCUUGGCUUCAGCAUCGCUGGGGGGAUUGGCAACCAGCACAUCCCUGGAGACAACAGCAUCUACAUCACAAAGAUCAUUGAGGGCGGGGCCGCGCAGAAAGACGGACGGCUGCAGACCGGAGACCGCCUGCUAGCUGUGAACAACAUCAUCCUGCAGGACGUGCGUCACGAGGAGGCGGUGGCGGCGCUGAAGAACACCUCUGACAUGGUCUACCUCAAGGUGGCCAAGCCCGGACCUGUGCACCUCAACGACAUGUAUGCCCCUCCGGACUACUCCAGCACCUUCCCCACCAUGGUGGACAACCACGUCAGCCACAACUCAGGCAUGGCCUACAUGGGAGCUAUGGAGCCCAAGCCCGUCUACAGUCAGCCCCCCCAGGUCACGCCCUCCAGGUACUCCCCAGACCCCCGUCACAUGCUGGGGGAGGAAGACUUCACCAGUCCCGGCCCGCGCCCUGACGCUGUUGCUCUGUUUGGCAGGGAGCCGCGGAAGGUGCUGCUGCACAAGGGCUCCACGGGGCUGGGCUUCAACAUCGUGGGCGGCGAGGAUGGAGAGGGCAUUUUUGUCUCCUUCAUCCUGGCCGGAGGACCAGCAGACCUGAGCGGAGAGCUCAGAAGGGGAGACCGCAUCCUCUCGGUGAAUGGGGUGAACCUGCGGAAUGCCACCCACGAGCAGGCAGCUGCAGCGCUGAAGAGGGCCGGCCAGACGGUCACCAUCAUCGCCCAGUACCGACCAGAAGAGUACAGCCGGUUUGAGUCCAAGAUCCACGACCUGCGGGAACAGAUGAUGAACAGCAGCAUGAGCUCUGGGUCGGGCUCCCUGCGCACCAGCGAGAAACGCUCCCUCUAUGUCAGAGCUCUGUUUGACUACGACCGGACCAGAGACAGCUGUCUGCCCAGCCAGGGCCUGAGCUUCUCCUAUGGGGACAUCCUGCAUGUCAUCAACGCCUCUGAUGACGAGUGGUGGCAGGCGCGCCUGGUCACGCCCCACGGGGAGAGCGAGCAGAUCGGGGUCAUUCCAAGCAAGAAGAGGGUGGAGAAGAAAGAGCGAGCGAGGUUAAAAACAGUCAAGUUCCACGCCAGGACGGGCAUGAUCGAGUCCAACCGGGACUUCCCAGGGUUAAGCGAUGACUUUUAUGGAUCAAAGAGUUUGAAAUGCCUGACGUCAAACACCAGCGACAGUGAAAGCAGCUCAAAGGGCCAGGAAGACACCAUUCUCUCAUACGAGCCAGUGAUUCGACAGGAGAUUCAUUACACAAGGCCUGUGAUCAUCUUAGGCCCAAUGAAAGACCGAGUUAACGAUGACCUGAUUUCAGAGUUCUCUCACAAGUUUGGCUCCUGCGUUCCUCACACGACACGUCCGCAGCGGGAGAACGAGAUGGACGGCCAGGACUACCACUUUGUGGGCUCGCGGGAGCAGAUGGAGAAGGACAUUCAGGAUAAUAAGUUCAUUGAGGCGGGCCAGUUCAACGAGAACCUCUAUGGGACCAGCAUCUUGUCUGUCAGAGCAGUGGCUGAGAGGGGAAAACAUUGUAUCCUGGACGUGUCUGGGAACGCUAUAAAGCGACUUCAACAAGCACAACUUUAUUCGAUCGCAAUUUUCAUCAAACCAAAAUCCAUUGAAGCUCUUAUGGACAUGAAUAAGAGACAGACUUACGAACAAGCUAAUAAAGUCUUUGAUAAAGCAAUUAAGCUUGAACAAGAGUUUGGAGAAUUUUUCACAGCCAUUGUACAGGGUGAUUCGCUAGAGGAGAUCUACAACAAAAUCAAGAUGAUCAUUGAGGAACAGUCGGGCCCCUACAUCUGGAUACCUUCUUCAGAGAAGCUCUGAGCUCCCCAGCUGUACCCCUCUGUCGGCGCAGAGACCCCCUCCCGACACCCCGCCCAUCCCCCGAAGAGCUCCUCCCUCCCCCUUUUUUGCAGAUAUGUUUCAUAUCAAGUUUUAUUGUCAUCAUUAUGUUAAUCUCAAAUGAAAACUAGUCUUAUCACCAUUUCUGUGACUGUGCACACCCCUGCAUGAGUUUCUCAGCAAAUCCAUUCAAGACUGGAAAUGCCAUUUCAAAUGAAUUUGUCAUUUUAAAACAAAACAAGGGAAAAGCAAAAUGAAUCGUUCUUUGUGAAAUGGGACUGACAGUUGAAGAUCAGAAUGUUUUACAGACGACGCUGGAGUGAGGAGGAGUUAGGGAUUCAGGAGAAGUUGCAGACCAAUCAUACAAGUUGGAACACUGUAAAUGUUCAUCAAAUCACAUUUUUAAAAAAGACAUGCAAGAUGAGAAGCAAAGACCACUUAGGUUUUUUUUCUACAAGGACUGGAUAAUAUCAAGCCCAGCUGAUGGUACUGUUGGAGUUAUCGCUCUUCUUUGUAAUUACAGAAGAAAUUGGUGGAGAAGCCUACAGACUGGUGAUCUACCAGCUUGCUGUUUGAUCAGCUGCCAGUUGUUGGUGCUGCAGCUGAUACAGACCUCUUGGGAGGCAGAACCAAUGGAAGAAAUUAGUUAUGAAUCUCUACAUUUAUAUUAUGAAAUCACAAGGUAAAUUAUCAAAUCCUACUGCGAUUUUACUACAUAUUAAAAACUACACGUUUUACACUUCACUAGAAUUGUCUACUUGGAGGGCUGUUAGAUUGUUUUUUUUUUGGAGGGGGGAUUUUUUUGCUUGUGGUUUUUAGCUGCUCUGUGUAAAGGAUGAGGGUAGAGAAGUGUAACGGGGCUCUCUGCAAAACACAACUGCCUUACAUCAAAUACAAAUUGUUAUAUUACUACCUGUACUUUGAGGGAAGCUAUAAAUAAUUGACAACGAAAAAAAGAUGGAACUUUUUAUUUUAAAUGUUCACCUUUUCUGCGUUGUCUCCUAACUUCCAGGAGGCCUAACUUGUGAGUGCAAUAGACGAACGCAUCGCACUUCUGUGGACUUCUCUCUUCCCUUUGUAUUCUUUUUGACUUUUCCUGUUGUAAUUUAAGAUUUGAUUGGAUUUCAAUUUAGGCAGCCAUAGCUCCCUCACCCACGUUGAGCAGCAGAUCACCCUAUUACACUCUCUACCUUCCAAGAGGAGUGUGUCUUCUGAUUGAAUGGUCACAUGGUACUGUCCUGAAUAUGCCAUCAUGAAGGUGGCCUUAAAAACGGGUAGAACAAGACAAUACUUGUAUUGGAUGUCCUAACAGAGGCAAUUUAACCUGCUUUUGGAUUGUCCCCUUUCCCCCCCACCCAAAAUAACACUAAAGAGGGGUUUGAUUAAAACCUACAUUGCAUUCGUAAAGUA